GGAGGACGCGCAUCCGCCCGCAGCAGCUUCCACUCGUCGCCGUCGUUGACGACGCCAUCACACGCCCCUCCCCUUCUCCUCCCAAUACAACUCCCCUCGUCGACGGGUGAAUCACGCAGCCCUGACAGCGGAGUCUACCAGACAGACAAGACAGCGCCCCGCGGACGAGGACGACACGAUCAGUGCGGACAAUCCACAGAUACACCUUGCGCGCCAACGUGAUCGCUGCACUCGGUCCCGUAGCUCAGGCAAGGAGGAAAUCUUCCAAACUCGUGCUGUAAAGCCCAAAUGGCACCCACGCUGGGAUACUGGGACCUGCGGGGUCUGGGGCAGCCCAUCCGCAACCUGCUGAUUUACAAAGGGGUCGACUUCGAGGACAAACGCUACAAGUUCGGCCAGGCGCCCGAAUACAACCGCGAUGAUUGGCUCAAGGAGAAGUUCACGCUGGGUGUCAUGUUCCCCAACCUGCCGUACUACAUCGACGAUGAGGUCAAGAUCAGCCAGAGCUUGGCCAUCAUGCGCUACUUGGCCCGGAAGCACGACCUCGGCGCUAGAGACGAGGAGGAGACGACCAAGCUGGACGUGAUGGAGCAGCAGGCGAGGGACCUUGCCUGGUGGCUCGUCAUGGUCUGCUACUCGCCGAAUUUCGAGGAGCAGCGCUCCAAGUACGAGGAGACCAUGCUGGGACAGCUGCGACUCUGGGACGACCACCUGCAGGGCAAGCUGUGGGUGCUCGGCGACCGGCUCAGCUACGUCGACUUCAUGCUCUACGAGGCGCUCGACUGGAACCACGAAUUCAAGCCCGAGGCGUUCCAGGGAUUCCCCGUCGUGGUGGCGUACAUGCGGCGCUUCGAGGAGCUGCCCAACCUGAAGGAGUACUUCGCCUCGGACAAGUACAGCAAGUGGCCCCUCAUGGGACCGCAGGGCAAGUGGGGACACGUCAAGGAGUAGGAGAUGCCGAGGAAUGAUGUCCUCUGCGCACUCUAAACACGGUGUUUUUUUUUAUUAUUAAAGGAGCACAUUUUCACAUUUCUAUAGGUAACAGACCCGCGCUCUUCGCAGCUGAACAUAAUUGUAAUACUAUGCCGUAAGUAACUGGUAGUUUGACCUAAAUAAUUCGAAUGUAUAGAGACUAAAGUACUAUGAGCCCGAGAGGUUACAUUAGACGGAGAAAAAUUUGCAGGAGCCGACAAUAUAUUACUACUGAGCCUCCAGAUUUCACAUUUCAGUGCACGUGUAACAUGAUGGCAAUCGCUGCAAUUAGGUGUAUAUUAACCUUUUAAAAUUUUAAUGGCAUUGGUUGUACGUUUACACCUGACGAAGAAGUUGACCAAACUACCCAAGCCUUCGCGGCCCUUUCGGUCAAAGAGCGCCACUGGCCUAUAAAAAUAUGAAAAUGUUACCACGUCUAGAGUGCAAUGUGAAAUUUCAGGCCCCUGAUCCCGAGGAUUAUCUCUGGUCCCAAACUUUCGCUAACGCUUCGGGUCUUCGAGACGGCACACCCGAGAGCCAAAGAUAGAACGUUUGAAUUGACAGAUUCGUAUCAGGAACGCUAGUUGACCGAUAGUGACCGAUAGUUGGUUAUGCGAUGCUGCGAAGGUGUGGAGUUCCGAUGAAGAGAGACGCAUCGCUAUGUGUAUUCACUUGCAACCACUACAGUGGGAAAAUAUGUGGCCUUGACGGUAACGCGCGCAGAGGUAAGAAAUGGUAAUCCUGAUGUGCGUAUAAUACGGGUGCGAGCUAUAGAUGCAAACGCCGAGUUUUGGGGUGACCUCAGGUUGCACGGGAACCGACUUUGAUUAGCCUAGAGAAAUCAUGACGCAUUCACUAGGGUUCUUCAUAUAUUUUACUUAGUUGGAUGUGUUACAUGUAGCGCGUAUUAUUCGCAAUAAAGAAAUUGAUAUUGUUCCUGUUA
Dermacentor silvarum is the source of this 1915-nucleotide messenger RNA. Its product is annotated as glutathione S-transferase Mu 4. Lineage: Eukaryota; Metazoa; Arthropoda; Arachnida; Ixodida; Ixodidae. The transcript is spliced from 3 exons. Gene Ontology annotation, molecular function: glutathione transferase activity. The coding region runs from base 289 to 951 and encodes 220 amino acids. The record is from RefSeq and is a predicted model, not a curated record. Gene Ontology annotation, biological process: glutathione metabolic process.